UGCCCAACUGCCUGCUAUGGCGACCCCCUUCACCAUGACACCUAUGGGUCAGUCUACGGGUGGUUGGGAGACCUGGUCGACUAAAAAGAAGCUCAUCGUUCUUGUUUCGGCCCUACUUGUUCUUAUACUGGUUUUGGGCAUCGCACUGGGACUGGGUUUGAAGCAUGAUAAGGAGCGGGAGCCAAGAGAAACUCCUCCAACACCUACGAGAUGGCAGCCAGCAGCCGGGUCGACUUUCCAAAUCAUGAUUCUCUACCAACUAGACGAUACAUCGACUAACGCAGAUAUAUACGACAUCGACCUCUUCUACAACACAAAAGACAUCAUUACCCAGCUCCACAAGGAUGGCCGAAAGGUUCUCUGCUACUUUUCCGCUGGAAGCUAUGAAGACUGGCGCGACGACAGAACCCAAUUCCACAAAUCCGACCUUGGCUCAAACUUAGCUGGCUGGCCAGGCGAGCGCUGGCUCGACAUCAAUUCCGAAAAUGUGCGCAGAAUCAUGCUCUCCCGCCUAGACACAGCCCGCGACAAGGGCUGCGACGGCGUCGACCCGGAUAAUGUCGAUGGCUACGAUAACCACAACGGACUGGGCCUGACGCGCGCGGAUGCUGCGGACUAUGUCAAUUGGUUGGCUAAUGAGACGCAUGUGCGAGAUAUGUCUAUGGGGUUGAAAAAUGCGGGGGAUAUUAUUCCGUAUGUUAUAAGGAACAUGCAGUGGAGUGUGAAUGAGCAGUGUGGAGAGUAUAAGGAAUGUGAUACUUAUGCGAAGUUUAUUGACGCUGGGAAGCCUGUUUUUCAUAUUGAGUAUCCAAAGGGUAAUAAAGUGAACGAUUCGCUUGCGGUUACUAAUUUACAGAAGCAGAAUGUUUGUGGGUCGGAUGGGGCGAGGGGGUUUUCGACGGUCAUGAAGAAUAUGAAUUUGGAUGAUUGGAUUGAGACAUGUUGAUAUUGGUUCUAUAAUGUUUCGAAUGUUUCUAUUUGGGUUAUAGUAAUGCGUUAAUAAACUAUCCUAGCUUCUUACCGU
Molecule: messenger RNA, 1024 nt
Organism: Aspergillus ruber CBS 135680
Lineage: Eukaryota; Fungi; Ascomycota; Eurotiomycetes; Eurotiales; Aspergillaceae
Product: endo alpha-1,4 polygalactosaminidase
Exons: 1
Coding region: 35-946 (303 amino acids)
Source: RefSeq, a predicted model, not a curated record